Molecule: messenger RNA, 2289 nt
Organism: Styela clava
Lineage: Eukaryota; Metazoa; Chordata; Ascidiacea; Stolidobranchia; Styelidae
Source: RefSeq, a predicted model, not a curated record
AUGUUGAAUGCGACGCAACGAAGUUUGAUGACGCCGUUGCAUUUAGCGUGCAUUGUUGGAAAACUUGAUAUAGUAAAACACCUGGUCGAAAACGGAGCGAAAAUUGAUGAACAAUGGGAAAGUGGAGCAACUCCCUUAAUAACUGCUUCAAAACAUGGACACUGUGAUGUAGUAAAAAUUCUUCUGAAUAAAGGAGCAAACAAAGAGGCACAAAAUAAAAAAGGUUAUACAGCUUUAAUGUCGGCUGCAAAAUAUGGCAAGUAUGAUGCUGUGCUCAUGCUACUGGAACAUAAAGUCAAUAUUAAAGUUCGCGCAAACGAUCAUUGUAACAUUAUUCAUCUAAGGGAAAAGAACAUUUUGCUAGAGUCCAUGGUGAAUAUUCCAGAUUUGGACAGAAACACGCCAUUGCACAUUGCAGCCAAAAAUGGUUAUUUAGAGUUUACGGAGCUUCUCAAAUUGGAUAACCGAUUGGUUUACGACACCGACGAAGAUGACAACACUGCUCUUCACCUUGCUGCUUUACAAGAGCGUGCCAACUGCGUGCGCGUUCUUCUUGCCGCUGGGGCUAACUUUUUUGCAAGAAACAACGAAAACCAAACUCCAUUAGAUUGCUGUGCUCAAAAUGGUCAGAAAAAGGGCGCUGAAAUAUUGAUAGAUUCUGGCGCACCCGUGAAUAUGCUGAAAUUUAACAAUUAUGCCAAUUCGGGGAUGCCUCCACUACAUUGGGCAUGCAAAGGAGGCCACGUGGAUAUGGUUAAGCUGUUACUCGACAAAGGAGCAGAAGCAACUGAAAUACAAGAUGGUCGGAACGCAUUGGAUGUUGCAGCGGAUAAUCGCAACAACGACUGCGCAAUGGAAAUCAUUAAUAGGAAAGAUUGGAUGGAGGUUUUAAAAUUUAAAACUAAAUCAGGAGGAGAUGAAGAUAAAACGACAACUAUGCGCAGACUCAUCAUGAACCUUCCAAUUGUUGCAAAACAAGUUUUCAACAAAUGCUGUAAACAAGAGAUAAAGAUCGACUCUGAAAGAAGGAACUCAAGUAAUUAUGAUUCAGAAAUAGCAACUCACUGCCUGAUGUCAAUAGUCGAAUCAAAUGACUCUGAUUUACUUUGCCAUCCAUUAGUGAAAAGAUUGUUGAGAUACAAAUGGGAAGAUAAGCAUCUGAGAUUGAUAUUCUGGCUUAUUUUUUUUCUCUACUUAUGCUUUAUGAUUCCAUUUAAUGUGUUUAUGAUGACAAUUCCUCCGCCCUACGCGACAAAUUCAUCAAAUGGAACAUGCGAAGUCAUUUCUGAAGCUCAACAAGAAUGGGGCGAUUCGUGUGAUUUCAAGCAUGGCGAGUGGAUUGCUGGUUAUAUAGCAAUUGGUGCUGCAAUUCUCAACCUAAUAAAAGAGUUUGUUCAAAUGUACGGAGGCCAGAGGGCUUACUUCCGUGAUCCCACAAACUGGAUCGAGCUCUCUCUUUACGGAUCUGCCAUAGCUGCUGCCUGUCCAUUCACGGAAUAUACACAAACUUAUGGAAUUCUAGAGGGAUGGCAAUGGCAACUCGGGUCAAUCACCAUUUUCCUCUCUUGGAUGGAACUGUUGCUGUUUGUGGAAAACAUCCCGAAAUUCAAACUUGGAAUUUAUGUCAUAAUGUUUACAAAUAUUUUGAAAACAUUUCUGAAGUUUUCGAUUGUUCUAUUCUUCUUCGUGUGUGCGUUUGGUUUCAGUUUCCAUGUUCUUUUCCAGAAUCAGAUUGCGUUUACUAAUCUAUGGAAAUCGAUCGUCAAAACAUUAGUUAUUAUGAUUGGUGGAAUUGAUUGUGAUUCAAUGUUUAAUGCGGAACAACCUAGUCCAGCCUAUUCAGAUCAAGUCUACUACGAAGUGGUGUCUUACAUUGUUUUUGUAGCAUCCCUGAUCAUUAAGAGUAUCAUUGUAAUGAAUAUGUUGGUCGGCUUAGCAGUGGAUGACAUUAAAGAAGUUCAGAAAAAGGCUGAAUUGGAAUCGAGGGCACGUCACACAAAACUUGUGCUAGAAACACAAUCUAAGCUUCCAAAGCAAUGGAGAAAAAGAUUCAUUCCAAAAGAAGGCAAAAUCGAAGUGAAGCACAACGAACAAGAAGAGCUGACUCAGAUUGUAGAAAAAACAAGCAAUGAUGUUGUCAAAAGUCAGAUGCACAAUUUGCGCUUGCGAAUAUAUGAUGUCAACAAGCGUGCUCAAAGAAUAGAAUCCAUGAUGAAACUAAAUAUUGGAAACAAUACUUAUCAGAUGUCAGAUGAGUCAGAUGAUGACAAUGACGAUCUUGAUCUAUAA